AUGUGGCGCACUGCCUCGGCAUCAUCACCGUCGGCGGCCGACGGACCACCGGGGCGCGAUCACCACCACUACCACCACCGCCGCCCCGUCGCCUUCCUCGAGCCCAAGCCGCCGAUCAGCGUCCGCCUCAAUGCCGCCUUCUUCCUCUUUGGCCUGCUCAACAACUCGCUCUACGUCGUCAUCCUCACCGCCGCCCUCGAGCUGCUGCCCCAGGGCGUGCCCACCGGCCUCGUAUCGCUCGCCAACAUCCUCCCGGCCCUGGUCGCAAAGGCCGUCUGGCCCUACGUCCUCAAGGGCACCGUCAGGUACACGAAGCGCAUCUGGGCAUGUGCCGGCCUCAGCUUCGUCGGCAUGAUGGUCAUCUCGAUGUUUCCCUCGCUCGUGAUGCGGCUGCUCGGCAUCUCGCUCGCCUCGUUCUCCUCGGGCCUCGGCGAGCUCACGUUCCUGCAGCUCAGCACGCGCUACGCUCCCAAGCCGGCGGCGGCAAGGGGACGGUCGCGCCGGGGCGUGCCGACGAUCUCGCAGGGCAACUACGCCGGCGACGGCGUCGGCUGGUUCGCCUCGGGCACGGGCGCAGCGGGCCUCGUCGGCGCGGCCGCCUGGUGGAUCGUCCGCCCGCUCGGCGUCCAGACCGGGGGGCAUGAUGACGAUGGAGACGGCGACGACGCCGACGCAGCUCCAAGGGUCGACGAGCACGGCCGCCUCGUCUCUUCGGACCGGCGGUCGCUCGAGGUGGUGCCCGAGCCGGUGGCCGACAGCGCGACUGGCGCCCACAUCCUGCUCGCGCCCGCCGCCGACGACGGCAAGGAGGGCGCGCGGGCGAUCAAGGUCCGGCUGAGCUUUGCGGAAAAGAUGGAGCUGCUCAGGCCGAUGCUGUGGCCCUACAUCCUGCCGCUGGUGACCGUCUACUUUUCCGAGUACACGAUCAACCAGGGCGUGGCGCCGACGCUCAUCUACCCGCUGCCGACGCGGGCGCAGCACCCGCUGCUGUCGCGCAUCAUCCGCAAGCUGAGCGACUACUACCCGCUCUACCAGCUCGUCUACCAGACGUUUGUCUUUAUCUCGCGCUCGUCGGUCUCGAUCCUGCGGCUGCCGGCCAUCCCAAAGCGCUUCCUGUGGCUGCCGGCGAUACUGCAGACGGCGCUGCUGCUCGUGCUGGCCAGCGAGAGCCUGCACGCGUGGUUCCGGCCCAGCAUCGCCAGCCCGCUCGUCAUCGUCCUCAUCUGCAUCGAGGGCCUGGCGGGCGGCGGCGCCUACGUCUCGGUCUUUUACUCGAUCGGCCUCAACGAGGAGCGCGCCGCGUCGGUGCGGCUGCCGGACGGGGACGACGACGACGAGGAGGACGCCGCGGACCCGGACCACCCAAAGGCGGCCUACGAGGCAGCGCGACGGGCGCAGGAGCACGAGUUCCGCAUCGGAUGCGUCGGCUUUGGCGACAGCCUGGGCAUCCUGGUCGCUUCGCUCGUCUCGAUGCCGCUCCAGGUAGACCUGUGCAACCGGCAGGUGGCCAGCGGCAGGAGCCUGUGCAAGCAGGUCUAG
Pseudozyma flocculosa PF-1 is the source of this 1539-nucleotide messenger RNA. RefSeq lists its product as uncharacterized. Lineage: Eukaryota; Fungi; Basidiomycota; Ustilaginomycetes; Ustilaginales; Ustilaginaceae. Gene Ontology annotation, cellular component: vacuole; membrane. The coding region runs from base 1 to 1539 and encodes 512 amino acids. The record is from RefSeq and is a predicted model, not a curated record. The transcript is spliced from 5 exons. Gene Ontology annotation, biological process: regulation of intracellular pH.